AGUCGGUCACGGCUGAGAGAUUCACGACCCUAAAGUUUUGUCAUCAACCUUCCUAACUUUCCAUGGAUUCCUCGUCUCUUAACUCCCCGGAGCUGAUGAAUUUCAUCAAUGAAGAGAAGCAAAGAGCUAUGGUUGCUGAGAUGGUGGCAAAGCUCACCAGUGUGUGUUGGGACAAGUGUAUCACUGGUUCACCAGGGAGUAAGUUCAGCUCCAGCGAAUCCAACUGUCUAUCAAACUGCGCUCAACGCUAUAUGGAUAUGAGCAUCAUCAUUAUGAAACGGUUCCAAAACAGUUAGUUGAUUCUGCUCAACGGGAGGCUUGAUUUUCCAAUUACAAGACGAUGUAUUUUGCUCGAAUUUAUCUUUCAAUCAUCUCUUCAAACUGAAAGGAGAAGGUCUAAUUUGAAAGUUGAUCCAUUCCAUAAAUCAAACUGUUUUACAUCUGAUCUUGAUGAUAAUGGUAUGAAAAAAAAAGUAGUCAUGGUGGUGAUGUUAUUUCUUU
Messenger RNA from Momordica charantia (bitter melon), 501 nucleotides. RefSeq names its product mitochondrial import inner membrane translocase subunit TIM8. The record is from RefSeq and is a predicted model, not a curated record. NCBI's taxonomy places the organism in Eukaryota, Viridiplantae, Streptophyta, Magnoliopsida, Cucurbitales, Cucurbitaceae.